AUGGAUUGCUGUUCCUGUUUGACAGGUUUUCUUUACCUAUCAGUCUAUGGCAAAGGCAACACCUUCAACCCUGAGGGUUAUCUGGACCUUUCAGAAUCUUCAAUUCACGACCAGUGGGAAAGUCUGACGUUCUGUCCGUCCAAAUCAGGAGAUGAUACGAUGGAAAAACACCUCACGCUUUCAGGAACACCCGGAGUGGGUUUUACAGUAGAAGCAUCUCAAGACAAUGGAAUAGGCCUCGAUGACCCUAAAGAGUUUGAAAUAAAUGAACGGAAUACUGUAAAUGUCUUUCAGUUUAUCCCACCUAAAGACAUCUCAAAGACGCAGCUUGAUAUAACGGUUAUUUCCGACUCGGAUGUCCCAUCUUACUUGAAAGUUUCACAAAACUGUCAGGACGUUAAGGACAACAUAGGACUCGUGGAUUAUAGGGGCAAGUCUAUUCGUCUUACUUUUGCGAGGAAAGGACGUAUCACUUUAUCCAAGGCAUCUAUUCCUCCUCUGGCCGACUCAGCAAGCUGGUACAUUGGUAUUGCUCUAAAUAACGCUGCAGGUACAACGCCUUCGAAUGCAAAUAAAACUGGAACAUUAACUUUGAAAAAAUCGUUUAGCUACUCGUAUGCGGGGCCCAUGUCAUUCAUAUGCUUGGUACCCUUUUUCGGUGGUGGCAUUGCAGUUGUCUGGGCUUUGAUUUGUUUCAAAGAACCUCAUGUUCAUCCAUUUCAAUCUUCUAACAGUCCAGUAACAGUAAGUUGGGGCGAAGUCUGCACAGCCAUGGGGGACGUCAUCAGGAACCACUGGUUUGCAGGAGGGCCCAAAACCUUCUCGUACAUCACAUGCAUUGUCGGUUGCGUCUUGAUGGUUGGAGCUUUUCAGUUUGUUUAUGCAGAAUGGUAUUUGAUGAUUGAAGAAGGCGAUAGAGACCAUUGUUACUAUAACGACUUUUGUUACAGGGUAUCAAGUAGCGAUAUUCCGUUUAAUUUAAUGAGUAGCAAUUUUGCAUAUAUAGUGCAUGCCUUUAUUUUAGCAUUGUCUGUCUGGUACAUGGAGGCAGAAGUACUAGCCCGUUGUAAAAAAAUAGAUUCCGAGGAACACAAAAGGAAAUUUUCCUUUUCAAUAGGUUACGCUUUUGCGUGGGCGUUGUUUUUCGAGGGGUUGUUUUCAACACUUUACCAUCUUUGCCCAAGUAAGAUCACAUUUCAGUUUGAUACGGCAUUUAUGUUCGUCAUUUCAGGUUUGAUUGUCGUUGUGAUGUAUAAUGGCAUUAAAACAAAAAACUGCCAGGAAGAUGGAGAGGCGAGAGAUAAUGUGGGAGCACCAAAUUUCUUCCUUGCCUUUAUAGUCCCACUUUAUAUUUUAAACUAUCUCGGUUCACUGAAUCACUACAGGGAAGGUCUUGUCCCAACGGCGGCCUGGGCCGUACCCCUUGCUCUUUGGUGCUUUGUUAUUGUUAACUGGGUUGGCUAUAAAUUGUAUUUUAAAGACUGGAAGCGGUGUUCGCUCUUGGAAGGGGACAAGUGUAAAAAAUGUAUUGGCCUUACUAUUGGUGUGAGCAUAGCAGUCCUUCUGCUAUGUUUGAUGACGAUUAUCGAUAGCCUUCCACAAGCGCUUCUUUUUACUUGUAUUGCAGAAAGCAUAUUCGUUACUACGAUGAAAGUCUGCUUGGGGCGCGAGCGUGAGUGUGAGUGUGAUUGUAAGUGUAAGUGUGAAUGUUGUUCUUUAAAACGUUUUUUCACUUGGUUCUAUGUAUUGAUAACCAUAGCGUUUUUAGUUUCCGCAUUCUGUAUUUUUAAGGCCUUUCCAACAACAGAUAAAGCAAACACUCCUGAGAAAUCUCGUAAUAGAAACCACGAAUGCAAAUGGUUCGGUUUCUUCGACUACCACGAUAUCUGGCACUUUUUGUCUUCAUUUGGUCUGCUGAUGGGAGCACACCUUCUGAUGUAUGCCAGCCAUACUGCUCCG
Porites evermanni is the source of this 1959-nucleotide messenger RNA. The record is from the annotation of a GenBank genome assembly. Lineage: Eukaryota; Metazoa; Cnidaria; Anthozoa; Scleractinia; Poritidae.